Clupea harengus (Atlantic herring) is the source of this 1989-nucleotide messenger RNA. Its product is annotated as glycosyltransferase family 92 protein F13G3.3-like. The record is from RefSeq and is a predicted model, not a curated record. The transcript has a single exon. Gene Ontology annotation, cellular component: cytoplasm. Gene Ontology annotation, molecular function: glycosyltransferase activity. Lineage: Eukaryota; Metazoa; Chordata; Actinopteri; Clupeiformes; Clupeidae. Bases 1 to 1320 code for a protein of 439 amino acids.
AUGAUGCAGAAGAAGCUGGCGCUGGUGGUUGGCAUUGGUGCCUUGACCUUCCUCCUGAUGCUGAGGUGGGAGCACGUGAUGACCCUAGUGAACCUCAUGAGCAGCAAACGACCUUCAGCUGAGCCUGAACUGCCCAAAGGCACCAUCACCCCCAUCCCAGGCUCCAGGCACCUCAUGGUGUCUGCCUUUAAGGACCACAGACUGGGCGGGGCCAUCAGGGUGAUCAGCAUCAUCUGCAAGCAGGAGCUGCAGCCGCUCUACUGUGUCCUAUGCGCUAACGCUAAGGCUGAUGCUAAGGCUGAUGCUAAGGCUGAUGAGGCUCUGAAUCAGUGCGCAUUUUCACCGGCAAAAGUUGCCGUGCACAGCGAAAGCUUUGGCUUUCCUUUUGUGACUUCAGAUGUGUUUUGUAUGAGUCCAGCGUUACAGCAAGCCACACAUGUCAGCAUAACAGCUAACCCAAACGCCAAUUUGACAUUUGUAUCAAUCCAAAACCAGGAGGUCAAGGAAUCGUUUAAGUACAACUUUACUGUAUGCAUAUCUAACCUUUUUGGGGAGUACAAUAAUGCCCUCCAAUUUGUACAAACCAUGGAGGUGUACAAGCUUAUAGGGGUUCAGAGGGUCGUCAUCUACAACACCAGCUGUGGCCCAGACGUUGAGAAGAUUCUCAAUUACUACAGGAAAGAGGGCAUGCUGGAGGUUGUGCCUUGGCCAAUAGACAAGUUCCUAACGCCCUCUACUGGGUGGAAGUAUGACUUACACCAUGGGGACAUGCAUUAUUAUGGACAGCUGACCACUCUGAACGAAUGCAUAUACAGAUACAUGUACCAGUCAAAGUACCUCCUGCUGAAUGACAUUGAUGAGAUCAUUAUGCCUUACAAGCAUGCCAACCUGGAGAAGUUAAUGGGCACUUUACAGCAGCAGCAUCCCAAUGUAGGGGUCUUCAGUAUAGAGAACCACAUCUUCCCCAAAACGCAGUUCGAUGACAGCGGCCGAUUUCGUCUGCCUCGGUGGAGGAGUGUGCCUGGUGUGAACAUCCUGGAGCAUGUCUACCGAGAGCCGGACAGGAAGCAUGUGUUUAACCCCACCAAGCUGCUCAUCAGCCCCCGGAGCGUGGAGCAGACAUCAGUACACUCCACGCUGAAGCAGUUCGGACCUGUCUUUAACGUCCCGUUCGAUGUAUGCCGCAUCAUCCAUGUCAGGGUGCCACUGCAAGGACAACUCUCCAAAGACCAGCUGUUCGUCGACAAGAAACUCUGGGAAUUUGAGGAGCUUUUGAUUUCCAGUAUUGAUCGUGCACUGAAUGAAUCAGGUGUGUUGUGAAAUACCGAUGCUUCCUACGGUGACAUAGCCGUUUGGUAACGCUGUAUGUAUUCUGUUUAGCCUCACGUGACCAAUUUAAUGGAGGAGAAACAACGAAAAUGUGUUUCAAAAAUCAAACUAAGAAUGAUAUAAUCCGGGUGACAAAUGUCUUGUAUUCAUUGCAUGCUGUGUUGGAUUGAGGCUAUCAAAUGAUAUAUGAUUGGAAAAAUGGGCUGCCUUCAGACAUUGUAAGUAGGCCUACAACACAAGCAACAAAAAUCUCCUCAUAACACAGUAGUCGAAGUAAAAAUCUCUUUUACAAACAUUGGAUGAUUGGUAUUAAAACACACACAUAUACAGCUCCUGCCCAACUUACUUCUACAACAGUAGCAUCCUCCUCUAUUUUAAUAAGGCAAAACCCUCUAUGACUAUCUGGCAUUUACAAACUCAAUGAAAUUACCCCAAGAGCAGAAUCCUCAUGCCCACCAAAUGCCACUUCUUUUCCUCCCAUGUACAACACCACACUGAUUAGCCUCUUCAUUAUCUCAUGUUUUUUUCCUUGGCUACAGUGUUUUUGGACCCUUAUGUCCUUUCCAGAGUGUUCAGUAUGAAUUGAAUGACACGGAUAAAGCUACACAGACCUGAUAAAGGUAGAUAAGAUAAGGUGAAUCCACAUCCUAAAGGUGAACU